AUGGAUUCGGAUUGUAGCUAUCACUACACGGACAAUUUCCUCAUCGACCCAUACGUGGAGGAGUUGAAGGAAGAGAAGAGGCGCCGCAAGGAAAUGGAGAAGAUGAAGCAGCAUUGGGACAUGGUUGGAUUCGUCGCCGACGGCCAAUAUGGGAUUCCGAGAAGAUGCCCAUGUGGUGGAUUUAUCAAGAACGAUGUAUCUCCUUCUCCAAAAUUUAAACACGAUUUCGAUACUCAACCAGGCAGUAGGUACUUCACCUGCACCAAAUUUAAGGAUGAUGGACUCCACUUUCGUCAGCCAUGGGUUUUCGGAGUCGAAGAAGAGAUUGCGAAGCUAGUUAAGAAAGUUGAAGAGCAGAGCAAGACGAUUGAAGAAAUGCGAAAACAGAUUCAGAUCCAAGCCGAAGAGAUAGCCAAGCUCAAGACUUAG
Molecule: messenger RNA, 429 nt
Organism: Thlaspi arvense
Lineage: Eukaryota; Viridiplantae; Streptophyta; Magnoliopsida; Brassicales; Brassicaceae
Source: the annotation of a GenBank genome assembly